AUGUCGCUGGCGCUGCAGGUGUAUUGGGGCGUGGUCCACGGGUGGCGAAAGCCGCAGUGUCAGCAGUCGGCGCAGCCACCGCAGUGUACGAAGAGUACGGGUUGUGCGUCCAAGACCAAAGGUCAAAAUGUGCCUUCGGAUAAGUGGGAGGCCAUGGCAUUGGAACUGAGCUGCCUCGAUGAUGAUGCAUUGCCUCAGCGCUCGGGACCAAGUGGAGCCAAUCUGGGCUUGCCCCAGAGGCUUGGAGUUUGGCGAUUGGUAGUUUGGCAUUCCAUGGCGUUCCAUGGCGCCUCCAGGUUGAAAGCUCGGUGA
This is a messenger RNA of Cladocopium goreaui, 312 nucleotides long. NCBI's taxonomy places the organism in Eukaryota, Dinophyceae, Suessiales, Symbiodiniaceae. The record is from the annotation of a GenBank genome assembly.